AUGGAAUCCCUCCUCCACAUCCUUAGCAAAUCGGCAGCAGCAGCCGCAGCAAACCACCAACCCACAACGGUGCCAACUCUAGAGCCCCCGCCGGCGUAUACCGCGCAUCCGGACCUCUCAUCUGACCCGGAAGAUGAGGAGGACGAUUGCGAGCCGUCAACAAACAUUACGAUCAAUGCAUCGACGAACAUCCAGGGCUCAUACAAUCUCAUCGCUCUCUCACACAGCGACCCCGCGCGACUAGUAGCUGUCGUACUGGGUGCACUCAACGCUAGCUCCGCGCGUACAUCUCGACGAGGAGACGUGCAUCUCAACAUCAACUGUGGCAUUACUAUCGUCGGCGACAGAAACAUUGUCGGCGCUCCUGCGGCAAGCCUACUGAAGAUGAAGGCUGAGGCGGGUACGGCGCCUCGACCAUCGGUUGCAGAUGGUGUGGCCCCAGCUGGAGGGAGGAAGAGGAAGGCCGAUGAUGGGUCUGAUGAGUUACCGGAAGCGAAAAGGGCAAAGACCGACCCUACCGCUGUUUGA
This is a messenger RNA of Coniosporium apollinis CBS 100218, 528 nucleotides long. RefSeq lists its product as uncharacterized. The coding region runs from base 1 to 528 and encodes 175 amino acids. NCBI's taxonomy places the organism in Eukaryota, Fungi, Ascomycota, Dothideomycetes. The record is from RefSeq and is a predicted model, not a curated record. The transcript is spliced from 2 exons.